Molecule: messenger RNA, 939 nt
Organism: Cricetulus griseus (Chinese hamster)
Lineage: Eukaryota; Metazoa; Chordata; Mammalia; Rodentia; Cricetidae
Source: RefSeq, a predicted model, not a curated record
AUGGCAAUUUGGAAUCAUACACGUGUGAAGGAAUUCAUACUGGUCGGCUUAACAGAAAAUCCUAAUUGGGAGGUUCCCCUAUUCUUGCUUUUUAGUCUAAUCUAUCUUGUUAUUCUUGUGGGUAAUUGGGGGAUGAUUAUCUUGAUCUGGCUGAAUGCCCAAUUUCAUACUCCAAUGUACUUCUUCCUUAGUAAUCUUUCUUUCUGUGACAUCUGCUACUCUACUGUCUUUGCUCCUAAGAUGUUGGUCAAUUUCUUAUCAGAAUGCAAAUCUAGUACAUUCCUUGCUUGUGUCCUGCAGAGUUUCUUUUUUGCGGUUUAUGUAACUACAGAAGGCAUCCUCCUAUCUAUGAUGGCUUAUGAUCGAUAUGUGGCAAUCACAAACCCCUUAAUGUACACAGUUAUUAUGACUCACAGUAUCUGCACUCAGAUGGUUCUCGCAUGUUACUUGGGUGGCCUCAUUAAUUCCCUGACUCACACAAUAGGUCUACUCAGACUGGACUUCUGUGGUCCAAACAUUGUGAAUCACUUCUUCUGUGACAUCCCUCCUCUUUUAAAGCUUUCAUGCUCUGAUGCACACAUCAAUGAGAUGCUGCUUUUGAUCUUCUCAGGAGUGAUUGCUAUUUUCACUUUCAUCAUUAUCAUUGUGUCCUAUAGCCAUAUUAUCAUUGCCAUUCUGAGAAUCCGCUCAGUAGAAGGGAGGCACAAAGCCUUCUCUACUUGUGCCUCACACCUGACAGCUGUGACAUUAUUUUAUGGUUCAGUAGCUUUUAGCUAUAUCCAGCCAAGCUCACAGUACUCCAUGGAACAGGAGAAAGUCUCUGCUGUGUUUUACACCUUGAUCAUCCCCAUGCUGAACCCUCUGAUUUAUAGCUUGAGGAACAAAGAUGUGAAGGAAGCAGCAAAGAGGUCAAUUUGUAUGUCGAGGAGCACCUCUUGA